UUUUAGAAGCAUGAGCUCAUCUAGUAGAACUCUCCACCCGGGAAGCUAUGCGUUCCAGGAGGAGACUCGGCGUGAUCUCGAAAGGCUGGCGCAACUUAACCAGAGCACUUCCAGGAAAAGCCGUGACCGAUACAGAAGAUCUCCGAAUAGGAACUCGAACCGCCACCAUCCUUACCAUCCCAGUUCUCAGCCUGCUUUUGCUCCGUUCAGAAGCUCCCAGUCUUAUCGCCCGAGAGAAAACGAACCUGAGGAAGAAGCCGGUGGCCAGUCAUCCUCAAGCUCAGCAUACGAAGCCCCAGAAAUGGAGAGACAGGCGACGUCACCGGAACUGGAUUACGCACAAUAUCAAAACAGAAGCCAUGAUGAUGAAGUGAUGAUUCUAGAGAAUGAGCCAAAAGAGCAAUACCCGAUGCCCACGGAGACGGUGGAGCCAGUUACUAAUGAAACUGAGCCAGAAGUUGCAAACUCCACUUUUGAGCAACAAAAGAGAGAGCUCACUCGUGAGCUGGAAGACUUGGAACUAGCGAAACUCAGAGCCCAAAUCCACCACGAGAAAGCUCUUAUGGAGAUUGAGGAAGAGGAAAGAAAGACAAAGCUUGAGUUGAAGAAAAAGUCGCUGGAAUUUGUGCAGAAAGAGUUGCAGCUGAAAGUGGAAGCUUCUGCACUGAAAGAUUCAGAGAUCAAGCUGGCAAGGAUGGAGGCUCAGAAGAUGGCUCGACGAUAUGAGGACGCGUACAUUGAAGACGAAGAAAUAACUCUGAAUCCACAAUCAACUCCGGAACCUCUUGAAAAAAAGUCCAUCUCGACUAGUCGCCAGCGAAACCAGAUUGCUAUCAAACGCGAGCCGGUAGAGACGUCAGCAAGGGAAUUGAGACCACGGAAUACUCUCGGAAAAUGGCAGGGAAGAAAUUCAAAGAUGGAGUAAGGAAUUGGCUUCUUCAUGGCUCCUAAUCUUCUUUUUGGUUUUAUUAUAUUCUUGUUUUGUAAAAAUGCAUUUUCCCUCCUUUUUCUCAAUUUACCACCAUGACCAAAAAUCCCAUUGAAAAUCCCAUUUCAUUAAUCAGUAUUCACUUUUUUUCCCCACACUUCUCUCAUUCUAUUCAAGUAAGUAUUUUCUCACAUGCAAAUUUCAAUGUCUGAAUUUUUAUUCAAUUCUUGUUUUUUUCUGUUCUAUGAUAUAAACAUUGGUGAAUUAAUUAUGCGGAUUUU
Messenger RNA from Caenorhabditis elegans, 1209 nucleotides. RefSeq lists its product as uncharacterized. NCBI's taxonomy places the organism in Eukaryota, Metazoa, Nematoda, Chromadorea, Rhabditida, Rhabditidae. Bases 11 to 925 code for a protein of 304 amino acids. The transcript is spliced from 11 exons. The record is from RefSeq and is marked reviewed.